Messenger RNA from Pneumocystis murina B123, 409 nucleotides. RefSeq lists its product as hypothetical. The record is from RefSeq and is a predicted model, not a curated record. The transcript has 4 exons. The coding region runs from base 1 to 231 and encodes 76 amino acids. Lineage: Eukaryota; Fungi; Ascomycota; Pneumocystomycetes; Pneumocystales; Pneumocystaceae.
AUGGCAUAUAUAAUAGUCGCUGGACGCGCUAUUAAGUCUGAAUAUAUUGCAAUUGGAACAAUUUUAUCUGCUGCUAGUCUUCUUGCUUAUACUAUACAUCGAGCAAAUAAACGGGCUCAACAACGAUUAGCUGGUGAUCCUCCGAUUUAUGCGAAAAGUCCUGAGGAAGAGGCAUUUAUUCGAAAUAAAUUAGAAGCCUUUAAGCAAGAACAAAAAGUAUUAAAAAAAUAAUUAUAUUAUUCAUAAUAAGCCAUUCUAAAAAGAACUAUUUAUCAUUAAAAAUAAUAUUUAUUUCAUAAAUAAAUAUAUUUCUAUUUUCUAUAUUAUAUGGAUUAUAUAUGGACUAUAUAUGCGUGUUAUAUGCGCUUAAUUAUGGAUAUUAUUAAGUAAAAGAAGCAUAAAAAGCCAU